This is a messenger RNA of Rattus rattus (black rat), 2204 nucleotides long. RefSeq names its product calcium/calmodulin dependent protein kinase kinase 2 (gene Camkk2). Gene Ontology annotation, biological process: protein phosphorylation; CAMKK-AMPK signaling cascade; activation of protein kinase activity. Bases 187 to 1950 code for a protein of 587 amino acids. Gene Ontology annotation, molecular function: ATP binding; protein kinase activity. The record is from RefSeq and is a predicted model, not a curated record. The transcript is spliced from 17 exons. Lineage: Eukaryota; Metazoa; Chordata; Mammalia; Rodentia; Muridae.
CGAGGCGCCGCCGCGCGCGAGCCGAAGCCCGGGCGGCUCCUCCCGUGGAGAGCCGAACCGGACCGAGCCGAGCCGAGCCAAGCCGAGCCGGGGGCGCAGAGCGCGGGAGGCGGCGGCGCGGAGCCCAGGCAGCUCUACUGCUGAUGGAAGUGCUCCGGCCUGGCCGAUGAAGUUGGUACACACACCAUGUCAUCAUGUGUCUCUAGCCAGCCCACCAGCGACCGGGCGGCCCCCCAGGAUGAGCUGGGAAGCGGGGGUGUCAGCCGGGAAAGCCAGAAGCCCUGCGAGGCACUGCGGGGACUCUCAUCCUUAAGCAUCCACUUGGGCAUGGAAUCCUUCAUCGUGGUCACCGAGUGUGAACCAGGCCGGGGCGUGGACCUCAGCCUGGCCCGAGACCAGCCCCUGGAGGCCGAUGGCCAGGAACUCCCUCUGGAUGCCUCGGAACCUGAGUCACGGUCCCUGCUUUCUGGUCGCAAGAUGUCCCUCCAGGAGCCGUCCCAGGGCGGGCCGGCGUCCAGCAGCAGCCUGGACAUGAAUGGACGCUGCAUCUGCCCAUCCCUGUCCUACUCACCAGCCAGCUCCCCACAGUCCUCUCCCCGGAUGCCCCGGCGGCCCACAGUGGAGUCGCACCACGUCUCCAUCACGGGUUUGCAGGACUGUGUGCAGCUGAAUCAGUACACGCUGAAGGAUGAAAUUGGAAAGGGCUCCUAUGGCGUUGUCAAGCUGGCCUACAAUGAAAAUGACAAUACUUAUUAUGCAAUGAAAGUGCUGUCCAAAAAGAAGCUGAUCCGACAGGCCGGCUUUCCACGUCGCCCCCCACCUCGAGGUACUCGCCCAGCUCCAGGGGGCUGCAUCCAGCCCAGGGGCCCCAUCGAGCAGGUGUAUCAGGAAAUUGCCAUCCUCAAGAAGCUGGAUCACCCCAACGUGGUGAAGCUGGUGGAGGUCCUGGAUGACCCUAACGAGGACCAUCUGUACAUGGUGUUUGAACUGGUCAACCAAGGGCCUGUGAUGGAGGUUCCCACCCUCAAGCCACUGUCGGAAGACCAGGCCCGGUUCUACUUCCAGGAUCUGAUCAAAGGCAUUGAGUACUUACACUACCAGAAGAUCAUUCACCGGGACAUCAAACCUUCCAACCUCCUAGUGGGGGAGGACGGGCACAUCAAGAUAGCCGACUUCGGUGUGAGCAAUGAGUUCAAGGGCAGCGACGCCUUGCUGUCUAACACCGUGGGCACGCCUGCCUUCAUGGCACCAGAGUCGCUCUCAGAGACCCGGAAGAUCUUCUCCGGAAAGGCCUUGGAUGUUUGGGCCAUGGGUGUGACACUAUACUGCUUUGUUUUUGGUCAGUGCCCUUUCAUGGAUGAACGAAUCAUGUGUUUGCACAGUAAGAUCAAGAGUCAGGCCCUGGAGUUUCCAGACCAGCCUGACAUAGCCGAAGACUUGAAAGAUCUGAUCACCCGGAUGUUGGACAAGAACCCAGAGUCCAGGAUCGUGGUGCCUGAAAUCAAGCUGCACCCUUGGGUCACGAGGCACGGGGCCGAGCCACUGCCGUCGGAGGACGAGAACUGCACACUGGUCGAGGUGACCGAAGAGGAGGUCGAGAAUUCAGUCAAACACAUUCCCAGCCUGGCAACUGUGAUCCUAGUGAAGACCAUGAUUCGGAAACGCUCUUUUGGGAACCCAUUUGAAGGUAGCCGGCGAGAGGAGCGUUCCUUGUCAGCACCCGGAAACCUGCUCACCAAAAAACCAACCAGGGAGUGGGAGCCCUUGUCUGAGCCCAAGGAAGCAAGGCAGCGAAGACAGCCUCCGGGGCCCAGAGCCAGCCCCUGUGGGGGAGGAGGAAGUGCUCUUGUGAAAGGUGGUCCCUGCGUGGAAAGUCGCGGGGCUCCGGCCCCUGGCUCCCCGCCACGCACGCCUCCACUGCAGCCCGAGGAGGCCAUGGAGCCGGAGUAGCUGCGCGGACCACCUGACCUCGCAUGCCUGGCUGUGUGGCCCUGCACGGGGCUGCUGCACCCUGCGUUUCCAUAGCAGCAUGUCCUACGGAAACCAAGCACGUGUGUAGAGCCUUGACUGUCAUCUCUGGUUAUCAGUUUUUUGUUUUUGUUUUUGUUUCUUUUCGUUGUUGCUGUUGUUUUUCUUGUGGUUUUUCUUUUCUUUUCUUUUUUUCUCUCCCUUUGUUGUUUAAGGGGACAAAGAAAAAAAAAAAA